This is a messenger RNA of Mercenaria mercenaria, 2119 nucleotides long. RefSeq names its product deubiquitinase OTUD6B-like. The transcript is spliced from 10 exons. Gene Ontology annotation, biological process: protein deubiquitination. The record is from RefSeq and is a predicted model, not a curated record. Lineage: Eukaryota; Metazoa; Mollusca; Bivalvia; Venerida; Veneridae. Bases 75 to 1007 code for a protein of 310 amino acids. Gene Ontology annotation, molecular function: cysteine-type deubiquitinase activity.
CGUCUGUGUUUAAAGAAAGUUUUCUCUUGAAAAUUAUUUAAUUUUUUAAAAAAUUGAUUUAAGAGGCAUUCAAAAUGGCUGACUUUGGCGAUGAGGAAUGUGAUGCUGAAGAUUUAUUGUUACAGCGUCAUAAAAAAGAGAAAAAAGAUCUUCAAGCUGAAAUUCAGAAACUAAAGCACAGUGUAACAAAGGGCGAUAAAAAGAAGAAGAAAGAAGUCACUGAAAAAAUUGCAUUGUUGGAAUCUGAUCUGAAUGCUAAACACAAGAAAGAAUUAGCAGAGUUUGAAGAGAACAAGUCGAAUGAAACAAAUGCUGUCAAUGCAGAUGUUGAAGCUGUGCAGGAGUCAGUUGAAAAGAUGACAGUGGAAGAACCUGAUGAAGCAGGUGAUGUGGUCAAACCAGCUGGGAAACCAAAGAAACAAAGUAAAGCACAGAAACGAAGGGAUAAGAAAGCAGCCCAGGACUUGGAGAGAGAAGAGAGAAUUAGAGAACAAGAAAUAGAAAACCUGACAUCAUCUAGACACAUGGAGGCUGUAAAAAUUGCUUCUGUACUUACUCAGAGGGGUCUGCAGAUACAUGAGAUCCCAUCUGAUGGAAAUUGUUUAUAUGCAGCUGUUAUACAUCAGUUAGAGGAGAGGAAGAUAUCUAAUACUGUUGACAGUUUGAGGAAACAGGUUGCAGAGUACAUGAGAGAACAUGCUGAUGAUUUUCUUCCAUUUCUGUCUAAAGACAAUGGAGAUUGUUAUACUCAAGAUGACUUUGAAGAGUACUGUAAGUUGCUUGAGACGACACCUGCAUGGGGAGGACAGUUAGAGAUACAAGCACUGUGCAAUGUGUUACAUACACCUGUGGAGGUAGUUCAGGCUGAAGGUCCCUCACUGGUCACUGGAGAACAAUAUGAUGGCAGUCCAUUAGUUUUAACGUAUUACAGACAUGCCUAUGGCCUAGGAGAGCACUACCAUUCUGUCGAGCAAAAAGUUGAAAACCCAGAGGAUGAUUUCACGUGACCCUCCAUACAAGAUGUUAGAACACUGUGAAAUGUAUAUGUUGUGUGCCUCCAGCUGCCGAGCCCAGUGUCAUACUUAUAUUCUGUUGAGCAAAACGCAUAUAUGUUGAUGAUUUUACUUGACCGGUCUUUCAACCGAUAUUCACAUUGUGAAAUAUACAUGUUGUGAGCUUCUGGUUUAAUGACUAUGUCAAAUAUAUAUUCAGUACUAAAUGACAAAGAUUUUUUCAGGUGACCUGCUGGAUAACAUAUAUUUACUUGUACAUUUACAUUAUAAAAUACAGUCAGACCUAUAUACAAAAACCGCUCUUUGGACCAGCAAAACGUGAUUAUAAUUUGCAUAUGGUUUUCAUGCUAUUGUGGCUAUGGAAACAAAUACAUUUAAAUCUUUCUAAAAGAUGCUUUAUUUUUUCCAUAUAAAGUUAUUUGAAAGAAGCUUAAAGCGAUUUCUUCUGUGGUCAAGUUGCUUUUUUAUCGCUGCUGAAGGAAUACUGCGUAAUUUAUUCCGGCUCGAGUCACUACUGCCGUAGGACAAUAUACUUAGUGGACCUAUAGUGAGGCUUUGCAAUUUUAGUGUGAUUACAUAAUCUCAGUAUACUACUUCUGUAUUCUUCGAACAUUAAUGUAGUUCAAACAAAAAAAUGCUGGGCAAUGCGGAAAAUAUGUACAAAGAGUACGUAAAAUGAAAACUGCUGGUUGUCAUUACAAUUUCACUACAUUGGUAAUGGUAACAUUGAUGGAAAUUUGCUUUAUUUAUUCUUACUUGUGUGGGAAAAGGAUUAAAUUACUAUUUUUAAUUUAGCUAAGCAUUAGCUGUGAAGAUGCUUAAUGGCUUGGAACAGUUUUUAGGAGAAAUCUGUAAUAUUUUGAAACAAAAAACCUGUAUUUUUCAACUUUUUUUUCCGAAGUUGUGUUAUUAACUUGCGACCUGUUCUUUCUGGGAUGUCAGUAUGGCGAUAAAUUGUUGGUUAUGUGUGGAGAUCAAAUUUUAAUAUGUAAGAAACUACUGAUCCUGGUGAUUAGAUACAUUUUGUAUGUGCUGUACGUGACUUAACUACAGUUAAAAUCUUAAACUAAAAGUUUAAUGCUAUAAAUAAAAAUUACCUAAAUAAA